Molecule: messenger RNA, 2709 nt
Organism: Ornithodoros turicata
Lineage: Eukaryota; Metazoa; Arthropoda; Arachnida; Ixodida; Argasidae
Gene: Cog4
Product: conserved oligomeric Golgi complex subunit 4-like
Exons: 22
Coding region: 352-2610 (752 amino acids)
Biological process (GO): Golgi organization; retrograde vesicle-mediated transport, Golgi to endoplasmic reticulum
Cellular component (GO): COG complex
Source: RefSeq, a predicted model, not a curated record
UACUCUACUCCUUCAUCAUCUACUCUACCAGCUGUACGCCAGCUCUGGCCUAUAGCCAGUCAUAGCCUAUGCCCUAGCUAGCAUCUAGCCAAUCGCCAAUGAAGAUGCGGAGCUACUUAUCUCGGCGGAGGGGCGGAGGUGACUCGCUGAUUGCCUGACCACAUUUUUGUGUACACGUGCAUAUUUAGGUGACUGUGCUGACUGUGCACUCGGUGCACUCAUUUGGUAGUGGUUGUAGUUGUCGCCGCCGCUCUGUGCAUGUUGUUUACACGAACUUGAUCGUGGCGAGAAUAAGCGAGAAGCGUAUGAACGAUCGGUGCAUGUUAGCAUUGUUUCAGAACGACGUUUACAAUGGGAGACGUCGAUGUUUAUCCCCUAAGUUCGCUGGAGGAUGCUGAAGCAGCACUGAAAAAUUUGUGCGUCGAAGAGGAAGAAGUUAUCAAGUCACUUGACACAUUGAUUUCCCAGAGGGCAUCCUUAGAAGUCAAAAUAAGCAAUUUGCAAAAAAUAUUACCCACGUUUCAGCUGGUGCAUAGUGAUGCCGAACAGCUUGCAAACAUGAUUUCUUUCACUUCAACUCUUGCCGAAACCAUCAGCAGCAAAGUUCGUCAGCUGGAUCUUGCAAAAAGCCAUGUCACAGAAUGUGUACAGAGAGUUGAAGAUAUAUUGGACCUCAAGUUCUGUACAGAUGGUGUUCAAACAGCACUGCAAAAUGAAGACUAUGAACAAGCAGCAGCACACAUUCAUCGUUUCCUGAGCCUAGAUGAAUCGGUCCUAAAAAGAUCAACAGCGGACAUCCAGGAAGGGAGCAGCUUGGAAGAAGCAUUUUCUUCACUACGUGGGGCAGAAAACAAGCUACGAAGAAUUGUCAUGAAAAAGUUCAAUGAGGCUGUCAAUGAAGGAGACAUUGCUUCGGUUGAACGGUUUUUCAAAAUAUUUCCACUCCUAAACCAGCAUGAGGAAGGCCUUCAUAAGUUCUCAUUGUAUCUAAGUGCACAGGUAUCCGAAACAGCACAUCAAAAUUUGAAGCAAGCCCUCGCUACUAGCACGUCAGAUAAAAGGUCAAAUGUAAUAUAUGCUGAUACAGUCACACUCCUAUUUGAGGGCAUUGCAAGAAUUGUGGAAAUUCAUCAGCCUCUCGUUGAAACUUACUACGGUCAUGGAAAGCUUCAUACAGUGGUUGAGAUGUUGCAACGGGAAUGUGACUGCCAAGUGAAGAAAAUAAUUGAUGCAUUUAAAAAGAAUAGGAAUCUUAAAAAACAAGUGCAGCAAGCUCAGACAUUGCUUCAUGGCUCAAAGCAAACUGAAAGGUUGGACCCUAGGGAAUUGGAUGUUCUCCUUGCAGAAGUAGCCAUGCUCAAUAGUCGUGCAGAAUUGUACAUUCGGUUUAUUCGGCGAAGAGUGAUUGGAGAUUUUGAAGUCGCAUUUCAGGAACCCAUUGUGAAAGCAGAAAAAAUUCAACAAUUUGAAAGAAAAGUCAAAGAAAGUGAGCUAUGUAAAUGCAUGCAAGAAAUUGUGAGCACAUAUAUUCUCCUGGAGGAAUACUUUCUUUUGGAGUCGGUUAGAAAGGCAAUCGAAGUGGAUACAAUCGAAGAGAACUCCCAGUGCUCGAGCAUGCUGGAUGACGUAUUCUUUAUUUUAAAAAAAUGCCUCAAGCGUUCUUUCUCCAGUGGAAGUGUUGAUGGUGCUUGUGCCAUGCUGAACCACUGCUGCUCCCUCCUAGAGACAGAAUUUACUGAGGAGCUUUCUGAGAAGCUCAAGCUGGGCUUUCCACCUUCUGGUUUGCUGGAUUUAAGCCAAGCUUACUCUAUGAUCCAGAGUAGCUUCCAGCAGGGCAGGAUUCAGCCCGCAGAGUCAGCAGAAAAGGCUCGAACAGUGUUUCUGACGACGCUGAAUAAUGUGGAGAUGGCAAGAGAAUACACAAAGACAUUGGUAUCUUCGUUGCAGGAGGACGUGCAGAAAAGCUUUGCCUCUGCUUCUGAGCAAGAAUUGGCAAAACUAGAGAGCUGCCUCAUGGACAUGAGCAAUUCAACAAUGAAAUAUCAGUCCCUUCUCAGUUAUGGCAUAUCGGAGCUUUGCAACAUUGCUCUCAAGCCUCACAUUAAGUCAUGGUCUGACACAUUCCAGUCCACAGACAAUUCACUGACAGAGAGUGACUUUGCUACAUAUGAAGCCAACGACGGCAUCAGGCCAUUCCUCCAAGCGUUCAUAGUCACCAUAGAUGGUGCCCUUAAGUCUUUCAAGAGUGAACUGAUCCAAGCAAACUACGACAGUCUUGUUAAUCUUGCAGCUGCUGAAAUCACUUUUCAGCUUGAAAAAGCUAUCUUCAAAUCGACUUUCAAUCGGUUGGGCGGCUUACAGUUUGACAAAGAGUUGCGUUACCUCAUUGGAUACAUCACGUCAGUGACAACAUGGUCAAUAAGAGACAAGUUCUCUCGAGUAUCUCAGGUUUCAACACUUCUCAAUCUUGAAAGUGUAUCGGAAGUCUUGGACAUUUGGGGUGCAAAUGCUGGCUCUAUGACUUGGAGGCUUACACCAACCGAAGUGAGACAAGUACUGAGUUUGAGAACUGACUUCCGGCAGGAAGACAUCAGGAGAUUGAAACUUUAAGGGUAUUGUUUGGCAAGUCUUGUUUUCCAACCUGUAAAUACCAGCUAUUGACAGAUUCUUGUUGAAUGUGCAGUGUAAAAUAAAUGCUCUAAAGGGAAA